AUGGAGCCCAUCACACGGAAACACGAGCUCCCGCUCGUCAACAAGACCGAGUCACGCUCUCAAUCCUCCCCUGCCCGCUCAUUGUUGCGUCCCACGGGUGCGGAUGAGCUUCACGAUCUGCUCUGUGUGGGUUUUGGCCCGGCAUCCCUUGCCGUGGGCAUUGCUCUGCACGAUGCUAUGGACCCGACCUUGAACCACAAUACCCCCGGCUCCUUUAAGCCCAAGGUCGCCUUUUUGGAGCGUCAGAAGCAAUUCGCCUGGCACUCCGGUAUGCUGGUCCCCGGUUCGCGCAUGCAGAUCUCCUUCAUCAAGGAUCUGGCUACCCUCCGUGACCCUCGCAGCAGCUUCACCUUCUUGAACUACCUGCACAACAAAAACCGCCUCAUUCACUUCACCAACCUGGGAACUUUCUUGCCCGCUCGCAUGGAGUUUGAGGAUUACAUGCGCUGGUGUGCCCAGCGGUUCAACAACGUCGUCAACUACGGUGAAGAGGUCGUGGACGUGGUGCCGGGUAAGACCAUCGGCGGUGUGGUCGAAUACUUUGUCGUUCGUUCGCGCAAUGUCGAGACCGGUCAGAUCUCUUCCCGAAGAGCUCGCAAGGUCGUGGUGGCCUUGGGUGGUAAGGCCAAGAUGCCUCCAGGCUUCCCCCAGGACCCGCGUAUCAUGCACUCGUCCAAGUACUGUACCACUCUGCCCGCCGUGCUCAAGAACGACAGUGAGAAUUACAAGAUUGCCGUCGUGGGUAGUGGUCAGAGUGCCGCCGAGAUCUUCCACGACUUGCAACGGCGGUACCCCAACUCCAACACUACUCUGAUCCUCCGGGAUACAGCUCUACGCCCCAGCGAUGACUCUCCAUUCGUCAACGAGAUCUUCAACCCGGAGCGGGUAGACAAAUUCUUCCAACUCCCUGCGGAGGAGCGCGCCAAGCGCAUUGCGAUCGAGAAGGCCACCAACUACUCGGUGGUACGCCUAGAGCUGAUUGAGGAGAUCUACAACACCAUGUACUUGCAGCGCAUGCAGAACCCCGACGAGAAGCAAUGGCAGCACCGUAUCCUGUCCGAGCGUGCCAUUGGCCGCAUCGAGCACCACAACCCGGCAUCUCGCAUGCGCGUGCAUGUCAAGUCGAUCAAGGAUGACAACAGUGAGGGCAAGGAGAUCCUCGAAGUGGAUGCCCUGAUGGUGGCCACUGGAUACUUCCGUGAUGCGCACGAGCAGCUGUUGGAGCAAGUACGUGGCUUACGGCCUGCCGGACAGGCCGUGUGGACCCCCGGCCGUGAUUACCGAGUUGAGUUGGAUGACAGCAAGGUCAGCCGUCAUGCGGGUAUUUGGCUGCAGGGCUGCAACGAAAAGACCCAUGGUCUCAGUGACAGUCUGCUAUCCAUCCUGGCGGUGCGUGGCGGUGAGAUUGUCAACUCGGUCUUUGGAGAUCAGUUGUCGGGCGCGUCGGUGCAGGACAGCCGGUUGCGCGCGAUGCUGUAA
Penicillium verhagenii is the source of this 1479-nucleotide messenger RNA. Its product is annotated as L-ornithine N(5)-monooxygenase. Gene Ontology annotation, biological process: intracellular iron ion homeostasis. The transcript has 2 exons. Lineage: Eukaryota; Fungi; Ascomycota; Eurotiomycetes; Eurotiales; Aspergillaceae. The coding region runs from base 1 to 1479 and encodes 492 amino acids. The record is from RefSeq and is a predicted model, not a curated record.